UUGUUAUACAAGAAGACAGCUCCAAAAAGGAGUAUGAAGUAGUUGGACGUUUUCCAUUAGUUGAUCCUUGGUGGAGAAUUAAUGUUAAAGUUAAAAAGAUGGGGUCAAAGUACUUUACGCAAGGAUAUCCAUCGUAUUUUCUGCGGACUGAUAUAGAAGAAAACAACCGACAAGUCUUUUCACUCUUUCUGAAGGAAUGUGCUGUUCCUGAGGAUUUUAGAGAAAAGUUUUUUGCUUGGCUUCCUGUGGAGUCUAUGCUGAAUUUUGGAAACCUUGAAGGAAAACUAAACCAGUUCCAGGUUUCACAGUUACAGACAGGGGAGAAACCGAGAGACACCAAGGCUUAUGACAUCUUCUACUAUGUUUCAAAAUCAUUUGCAGGAAAGGUGGUAUUGGCAGCUCUGACUUUUCCGAUGAUACUGGAGUUCUUGCCAAUUCUUCUGCCACGCCAUUUUUGCUCUCUGUUGGAUAUGAUGUGUUGGCAGAGAAAAACUGAAGAAAACAAUAGUAUGGAUGGUGAGGAACUACAUUUUCAAGACAAGAUGCUAAUAAAAUUGGAUGAAAUAUUAAAGAACGAGCCAUGGAAACUUGGAUUCAGCGGGAUUACCUAUAGGGAACUGAACCUUUCUUACUGUGAGGCAACGUGGGCCGCCUUCUGUCACUGUGACCAUCUCCUCUGGAAGAUUCCUAACUUGCAGAAGAAUGCACUAAUUCUGUAUGAUCACCUCAAGAGGCAUUGUAGAGAAAUGGGACACACUUAUGAAGAUCAAGAUGAAUUGGCACGUUUUGUAUCUAAGGAUAUGUCCAUUGAGCAUGUUUGGCAAUCUCUUGAAUUUUUGAAAGAUCAAAAUGUAGUGAUUAGAGAGAAAAAACUAGUGUUCCUGCCUCAUCUUUACAAAUCUGAAAAAGACAUCGCUAUGUGUAUAGGUGACCUUCUGUCAAAUCACUCAUGGCAACUGGAUGUUGAUGUGAGAAAGAUACUUAGUGCCUCUGAGAUGUCAAGAGUAAUGGUAGAUAACAAAACAAAUGUUACCGAGGCUCAUGAAAUGGAACAUCUGAAGGAAAAUAGUCCAGACAAUAAGAAUUGUGAAAAUCACUUUCUUGAAAAGGAAAUUGGAUCUAUGUCUGGUACCGACAGGAAACCAGAGAUAGACUUAGAUCAGGUGAUGGCUGUGGAAAAGAUUUGUUCUAAUCCUGUCACAAUCAUAAGUGGAAAAGGAGGCUGUGGGAAGAGUACAAUAGUUAGUUGCCUUUUUCGUCACUUAAAGCACAUGGAAAAAGAAGUGGAAGAUGCUUCUAGGGACUUUGAAAAAGACCUAGGUGGAUCUGAGGAAUGGAAUACCUUUGAUCAUGAGUGGGAGUCAGAGAAUAUGUUCCCAAAAAAAUGUUUGAAUGUGCUAUUUACUGCACCUACAGGGAGGGCAGCAAGCCUUUUGCGUGAAAAGACUGAGCUUCCAGCAUAUACACUGCAUCAGAUCAUCUAUAGUUUUAAAUCUUGGAGGCAAACUGAACAAGUACAGCCAUGGAAGUUUUCUACUGUGACGAUUCUGGUUGUGGAUGAAGGAAGUUUGGUGUCUGUACCCAUACUUGCUUUAGUUUUAAAAAUCUUGUGUAAGCAUGCUCAGCUUGCCAAGCUUAUUAUUCUAGGUGAUACUAGACAGCUGCCGAGCAUACACCCAGGAAACAUGUUAGCUGAUGUCUUUGAGGGUCUAAAAUCAAGAGGCUUUUCUGUGGAACUGCAAACUAAUCACAGAGCUGAAUCGCAACUAAUCAUAGAUAAUGCAUCAAGAAUCUCUCAACGGAAGCUUCCUGAAUUUGACGAGGUGCUGAAAGUUCCUGGUCGGAAUGAGGAAAUGAUAAUGCCAAGCCCAGAGAAGAAAUUCAUUCUUAUUGCUUUGCCUCCUGGUGGGAGUUGUGACAAUUUGCAAAUUGCCAUAAAGGCUUUACUUGAAAAAGGACCAGGAUUGCAGGAUGCCAAACAAUCGCAGUUCAUUGCUUUCAGAAGGCAAGAUUGUGAUCUAAUAAAUGAACUUUGUUGCCUACACUAUUCGAAUCAUGUAACUAGAGAUCAUAAAAACCGACUUUUAUUUCAAAUUGAUGACAAGAUUUGCUGCACACAGAAUACGUAUCUCAGGGAUCUCUUGCCAGACCGUGGUUUGGGAGAGGAUCCUCGUCACCUUGAAUGCGAAAGUGGAGAAACCACCCUCACUACAGUAGAGCCUGCUGAGGAGGGCAAACGGCUGUGCAAUGGAGAUAUAUUUUUCAUAACAGAUGAUGUAGAAAUUCAGAAAGAGCGCUUUUUGACCAUCAGCAGCACAUACGGCUCUACUUUCACUGUGAAGUAUGCAGCACUGAAGAAGCUAUGUCGCAUAAAGCAUGCGUGGGCCAGAACUAUUCACACAUUUCAGGUAAAAGAAAAAAGAAGCUAUGAGCUGAUUUAUAUUGCUAAUGCACUCUAUUUGCAGCUAAUAUUCCUUGAAUGCAGGUGUGGUGGUUUGGCCCUGAUUGGAGGCCAGGAGCUCACCAAAGCCUCACCCUUUUAG
Messenger RNA from Apaloderma vittatum (bar-tailed trogon), 2543 nucleotides. RefSeq names its product helicase (DNA) B (gene HELB). The transcript is spliced from 10 exons. Lineage: Eukaryota; Metazoa; Chordata; Aves; Trogoniformes; Trogonidae. The record is from RefSeq and is a predicted model, not a curated record. The annotation marks the transcript as partial.